AUGAGCUCUGCUGCAAAGAUAGUUCUGUACCACUACUCCUACUCGCCGUAUGCACGUAGGGUCGCCUGGUAUCUGGCGCUGCGAGGCAUUCCCUACUCGGAAUGUAUUCAACCUCCCAUGAUGCCAAGGCCAGAUGUGGCUAAGCUUGGCAUCAAUUAUCGAAGAAUCCCACUUCUUUCUAUCGGCCGAGAUGUCUACCUGGACACGCGCCUCAUAAUUGAAAAGUUGGAGCAGCUCCCUGGCAGGCCAAAGCUCGGUGCGGCCAACAACAAUGAGCGGGUGACCGAGCGCCUGCUUCAAGCGUUCAAUAUAGAUGGCGGCAUAUUCAACUACUGUUUCCAGGCCCUGCCCACGGACCUACCACUUUUACAAGACCCGGCCUACUACAAGGAUCGCGGUGAUUAUAUAGGUUUUGAUGUGACGAAGGAGUCUCUGAUCAGGAAUCGAGCCGAUGCUAUCGCCGAAUUAAGGGGCGCCUUUGACUUUUUGGAAAAAACGCUUCUUGCUGAUGGUCGCGAGUGGGCUCUAGGAACGGACGGACCACGGUUAGCUGAUAUCGAGGCCAUUUGGCCUUUCCACUGGCUCACAGGACUUCCCGGAGCUCUUCCGCAGGAGACUUUCUCGCCGGUGACAUAUCCCAAAGUUUAUUCGUGGGUAGCUAGGUUCCAGAAAGCAGUGAGCGAUGCCAAAAAGACCUAUGGGAGAGCAAAGGGCAUCAGUGGAGAGGAGGCUUUCAGGGCCAUCACAUCGUCCCCUUACAAUGAGCAGCCGGGUGCAAUUGAUGAAAGUGAUCCUGUUGUCGCAGCGGAGGGUCUCAAGAGGGGCACUCAGGUUACUAUCUGGCCGAGCGACACUGGGUCCUCAUAUAAGGAUACCGGUAAACUCGUCAGCAUCAACCAGACGGAGGUGGUAUUUGAGACCCUGGUGCCCGAAUCCCGAUCCACAGCGGUGAGGGUUCAUGCGCCGCGCCACGGAUUCCGGGUCAGGAACAGUGGAGGCCAGACGCGAUUGUAA
Scedosporium apiospermum is the source of this 1014-nucleotide messenger RNA. RefSeq names its product Glutathione s-transferase. The record is from RefSeq and is a predicted model, not a curated record. The coding region runs from base 1 to 1014 and encodes 337 amino acids. The transcript has 2 exons. Lineage: Eukaryota; Fungi; Ascomycota; Sordariomycetes; Microascales; Microascaceae.